Salpingoeca rosetta is the source of this 1893-nucleotide messenger RNA. RefSeq lists its product as uncharacterized. The coding region runs from base 1 to 1893 and encodes 630 amino acids. Gene Ontology annotation, cellular component: mRNA cleavage and polyadenylation specificity factor complex. Gene Ontology annotation, molecular function: RNA binding. NCBI's taxonomy places the organism in Eukaryota, Choanoflagellata, Craspedida, Salpingoecidae. The record is from RefSeq and is a predicted model, not a curated record. The transcript has 19 exons. Gene Ontology annotation, biological process: mRNA 3'-end processing by stem-loop binding and cleavage.
AUGACGAGUGUGGCUCGCUUUGAUGUUGUGGGCGAGCACUGCAAGUGCUUCCUGCUUGAGGCACACAGGGCGCAGGAGGAUUUCUCCACGUUUACACUCGAUGACGUGGACCAAGCCUUUGACAACAUCACCCGCAUCAAGUACUCGCAGACCGUCAACCUUCCCGGUGUUGGCAUCUCCAUCACCGCAUACCCCGCCGGACACAUGAUUGGCGGCAGCGUGUGGCGGAUCACCAAAGACGGCGAGAACGUGGUGUAUGCGGUUGACUACAACCACCGGCGCGAGUGGCACCUCAACAGCACCUCCCUGGACAUUCUCACGUGGCCGGCCAUCCUCAUCACAGACACCCUCAACGUCGCCUACACGUCCCCAAAGCGGCGCGAAGUGCUCGGGCAGCUGCUGGCCGCCGUGCGCGAGAGUCUCAACAAACAGGCAAACGUCCUCGUCCUCGCCGACACGGCCGGCAGGUCGUUUGAGCUGCUGCAGGUGCUGGAUCAGCUCGCGGGGAAGAUGUCCGGCGCAUCGCAGUUCUUCUUUGUCGGCGCGUGCACACAAGUCGUCAUGGACACCGUCACCACAAUGGUGGACUUCUUGUCCGACGGGCUUCAAGCCCAGAUGAACGAGCACAAGGCCAUGCCGUUUCGCUUCCCGAACAUCAAACGCGUGCAGUCGCUCGACGCCAUCAACGCGCACCCAGGACCAAAGGUUGUUGUGACGGCGGAACUUGGGCUGGAGGCCGGGUUCUCGCGCCAGCUCUUUGCGCAGUGGGCGGCAAACCCAGACAACGCCAUCAUCUUCACACGGCGGCCCGAUGAAGACACGCUUGCACACAGCAUCUACCACAACACGGCGCCAGACACGCUGCAGCUUCGGCUCGGGGCGCGGGUUGAGCUUGAGGGCGAGGAGCUGGAGGCACACCGGGCGGAGCGGGAGAUGCGCGAACACAUGGACGAGACGGCGGCGGCAUCCGACGCAGCGGCUGAUGGGAUGGGGCGGGAGAUGGGCAUGGAUGUGCAGGAGGAGCAGCUCAGCAGCGACGACGAGGACCACGAGCCAUAUGAGCGGCACGAUCUGCUUGCGUUUACGGCGAGCAAGGCCGGACCCGUACAGCGCCGCCGCAACGCCGUCUUCCCAGAGGACACGCACACGAUGGACUGGGACGACUAUGGGCUGAAGGUUGACAUGUCGCGAUACAGAAUAGAGGUCGUCCCUGAAGCGCCGGAGCCGGCGGCCGAGACGGCCAUGGAUCAGCGGGAAGAUUCCUCCGCCAUCCUCACCGCCCUGCUGGAGAAGCCAACGAAAGUGGUGGAACACGUCGUUGAAAUCUCGCUCAAGUGCAAGGUGCAUCGGUUUGACGUUGAGGGGCGGACGGACGGCGAGUCGAUGAAGCGGAUCAUGGAGCACGUCAAGCCGCGCAACCUCGUCCUCGUCCAGGGACCACCAGCCGAGACGAAGACCUUUGCUGAGUUUUGCCAGUCCAAGCUGGGCAUUGAGAACAUUGUCACGCCGGCGUUUGGCCGCCCCGUCGAAAUCACGUCUGGCCGUAACAUCUUCCAGGUGAAACUGCGAGAGGCGUUGGUGUCUGCGCUUGAUCUUCGCCGCGCGGGCGACUAUGAGGUGGCCUGGGUGGACGGGGUCAUGGCCAAGGGAAUCAAGCCCGCAGCGCCCGAAGGCGAGGGUGGUGAUGGCGAGGGCGGUAAUGGUGAAGGUGGUGAGGAUGCGGAUGCGGGAUCGCUGACGUCAAACAUCGACAUGGACGCGGGGGUGCCUGAGCUCGGCGUGGACGAGGAACCGGAGCCACACGACGUCGUGUUUGUUGGGGAUUUGCGCCUCUCCGACUUUAAGCGGCUCCUCAUCGACGAGGGAUACGAGCCCCCCUUUUCAUCCAGAUGA